CUCGCCAAAAUUUUUAGCUUUGGGAUAAAAAUGGCUACCGGUUCGAGACAGCCUUAGUCAACUAGAACGUACGACAAAUUUAUUUUCUUUUCGUUUCCGAACUAUAAAUCUCACUAUCUCAAGCUAAGCAAAAUCGGAAAUCUGCUCUGUUCGGCCGAGAGAUCAAGGAGCGCGGCGAGUCGGCGACCACCCUCCUGUGUCCUUCGCGCCCCAUUUGCCCGCCACGUGUUUUGUCGUCCGCUAUUCUCGUGCUUCUUUCAUUCUCGGCUUCCGCUUCCACGACGCCAACUGUGCUACCAUCACUCCUUCUUCUCCACCGAAGCUACCGCAACAAGACCUUCAUGGAGAGAAAAGAUGUUAAACCAAAGAAAAGCUUGGGAUGCUUAAAAAGCACAUUCGAUUUAUUUGGUGCAGGCUUCUUCAAUGAUAGCGAGAUGCUGGAGAUCAAGCAGGGUGUAGAAGAGUUCAAUAUGCCAAUAAUUGAGGCCAAUCGGAAAAUAGUUGCUUCUACUAAUGGAGGGUUACAUGACCCAUCUUAUAUGGUUUUCAACCCACGUUGGGGCAGUGAACAAGAAAAAGAUACAAGCAGGAAGUUUAGUUAUCCUUCUCUUGCUGGUGUACAGCGGCCUAAAAGGGAAGAAGACAUUGCUUUCAUGACUAUUCUUGAAUUGGGCCAACUCAUUAAGACAAAACAAAUCACUUCUGUGGAGCUUACUCAAAUUUUCUUGAAGAGAUUAAAGAGGUAUAAUCCUGUGCUUGAAGCUGUGGUCACUUGUACAGAAGAAUUAGCAUAUAAGCAGGCAAAAGAGGCUGAUGACUUACUUAUGGAAGGAGUGUACAUGGGUCCUCUCCAUGGAAUUCCAUAUGGAUUGAAGGAUAUAAUUGCAGUACCCGGCUACAAGACAACCUGGGGUUCAAAAUCUUUCAAAAAUCAAAUGCUAAAUAUCGAAGCUUGGAUUUACAAGAGGCUGAGGUCUGCUGGGGCAGUUCUUGUGGCAAAGCUUGUCUCUGGAUCAUUGGCAUGUGAUGAUAUCUGGUUUGGUGGGAGAACAAGGAAUCCGUGGAAUAUUGAGGGAUUCUCUUCUGGUUCAUCAGCUGGGCCCGCUGCGUGCACCUCAGCAGGUAUGGUUCCAUUUGCAAUUGGUUCUGAGACAGCUGGUUCCAUCGCCUCCCCUGCUGCUCGCUGUGGCGUGACGGCACUGCGCCCAACUUUUGGUGCUAUUGGACGAACCGGUGUGAUGAGCUUAUCUGAGAGCUUGGACAAGCUUGGCCCUUUCUGUAGAAGCGCUGCAGAUUGUGCUGUUGUUCUGGAUGCUAUUCGAGGUGAGGAUCCAGAUGAUAUUUCAUCAAGAAACAUACCCCUUGAAGAUCCAUUUUCAGUUGACAUUACGAAGCUAACUGUUGGGUAUCUUGACGAUGCUGAAAUGGAGGUUGUCAAUGUGCUUCGGUCCAAGGGUGUUAAAAUGGUUCCGUUCAAACUGAAUUACACGGUUGACUCUGUUCGAGGUACUCUGAAUUUCAUAUUGAACGUGGAUAUGCUUGCUCACUUUGACGAAUGGCAGCGCUCCAGGAAAGAUCAGGAUUAUGAAGCUCAAGAGCCUACCGAACUUGGUUGUGCACGCAUGAUACCUGCGGUGGACUAUGUCCAGGCACAGAGAGUACGAGGAAGAUUAAUCAGGGAAGUAAAAGAGAGCUUUACAGUUGAUGCAUUUGUUGGCAAUGCAACUGACGGGGAGAUAGUUUGCCUGGGCAACCUUGUCGGAAUGCCUGUCAUUGUUGUUCCAACAGGGUUCAAACCGAUAGCCAAUCCACCUUCAAAUGAAACUCGACGAAGAACCACCAUCACGACCGGCAUCUACGCGCCCCCUGAGCGCGAUCACAUCGCCUUAGCUCUGGCCAUGGCUUAUCAGGCGGUGACGGAUCAUCAUAAGCAACGCCCCCCUAUCGAUGAUCUGGGGCCAAAUGACUGGAUCCCGAGUUCUCCAACGGCUACCAUCCUUGACAACUGCGAGGCUGAAGGCUGAAGCCUCCCAUUCUGUUGGGGAUGGUGGAUCUGUUCUGUUGUACUUUCAUAAAUAAAUCACCAACAUUCAUCUUCUUUUAGUUUUUCUCUAGUUUCAUAAAUUAGACAGUUCACGCAAAGAACCCUGUUGUAAUUUUUAUAUUUUUGAAUUUGGAUGAGGGUUACUAAGUAAGAAUGUUAAAAGGUGUCUAUCAAAAAAAAAAAAAAGAAUGCUAAAAGACUCAUUUGAAAUACUAAUUAUUGUUGAGUUUUA
Messenger RNA from Diospyros lotus (date-plum), 2276 nucleotides. RefSeq lists its product as uncharacterized. The record is from RefSeq and is a predicted model, not a curated record. The coding region runs from base 342 to 2024 and encodes 560 amino acids. Gene Ontology annotation, molecular function: catalytic activity. The transcript is spliced from 12 exons. NCBI's taxonomy places the organism in Eukaryota, Viridiplantae, Streptophyta, Magnoliopsida, Ericales, Ebenaceae.